Messenger RNA from Pterocles gutturalis (yellow-throated sandgrouse), 645 nucleotides. RefSeq names its product 2,4-dienoyl CoA reductase 2, peroxisomal (gene DECR2). Lineage: Eukaryota; Metazoa; Chordata; Aves; Pterocliformes; Pteroclidae. The transcript has 6 exons. Bases 1 to 570 code for a protein of 189 amino acids. The record is from RefSeq and is a predicted model, not a curated record. Gene Ontology annotation, molecular function: 2,4-dienoyl-CoA reductase (NADPH) activity. Gene Ontology annotation, biological process: fatty acid catabolic process.
AUGGGGGAGCACAGCACCACAGGUGCUGCAGGGAACUUUCUGUGCCCAGCCAGCGCCCUGUCCUUCAACGCCUUCAAGACCGUGAUAGAUAUCGACACCAUCGGCACCUUCAACACCUCCAAAGUCCUCUUUGAGAAGUAUUUCCGGGACCACGGCGGGGUCAUCGUUAACAUCACGGCAACCCUCAGCUACCGAGGGCAGGCCCUCCAGGCGCACGCUGGUGCUGCUAAAGCUGCCAUAGAUGCCAUGACCCGUCACCUCGCUGUGGAGUGGGGACCCAACAACAUCCGGGUGAACAGCUUGGCACCGGGCCCCAUUACUGGCACCGAGGGCUACCGGCGGCUGGGUGGGAAAUUUGCUGAGGAAAGUCGCCAGUUCGACACGAUCCCCCUCCAGCGUGCGGGGAACAAGACGGAGAUCGCCCACAGCACGCUGUACCUGGCGAGCCCCCUCUCCUCCUACGUGACGGGCACCACCCUGGUCGUGGACGGCGGGAGCUGGCUGACCUCAGCCAACGACUUCCCCGCCUUGCUGGAUUUCUGGGCGGCAGGAGCAAACCAGAAUCAAUGAUGGACAGCCUGAGACUGACCGAUGGACAGAAACGUGACCGAACGCUGCUGCUCUGGGACAUCUCGGGGUGACGUC